This is a messenger RNA of Asparagus officinalis (garden asparagus), 348 nucleotides long. Its product is annotated as probable E3 ubiquitin-protein ligase BAH1-like 1. The transcript is spliced from 2 exons. Bases 1 to 348 code for a protein of 115 amino acids. The record is from RefSeq and is a predicted model, not a curated record. NCBI's taxonomy places the organism in Eukaryota, Viridiplantae, Streptophyta, Magnoliopsida, Asparagales, Asparagaceae.
AUGUUUCAGCUCCAGAGUAAGACGUCUGCUCCAUCUCCAUGUUACUCCUGGAGGUAUUCAAAGAUAUAUGUGGAAAUUGCGCCAUUGCUUCACAGAGAUGAUCAGCAAGUCAUGGUUCAAGAAGGAAGGCUUUUACUUGAUUAUGUUACCAUGAAUGCUAUUGCUAUUCAAAAGAUAUUAAAGAAGUAUGACAAAGUACAUGGAUCUGUUACUGGCAGAAAUUUUAAGACUGAAAUGCAUGAUAAGAGGAUUGAACUUUUGCAGUCACCUUGGCUAAUUGAACUAGGUGCAUUUUAUGUAAACUUUACGGGGUCGGACAUUGGAGAACCUGGAGAUUUUUUCAGAUAA